GACUGCCAGCCGCGGAGUUCGAGCCCGUCAGCGUCCCCCGGAGGAGUGUGCCUGGGGCUGGACGGCCGGGCCUCCUGCCGCUGGGCCAGCCUGUGAGCCACGCGGAGCCUCCCGGACGCGGGCGCCUCCCCUUAGCUGCCCGCCGCCCUGCCUGCGCCGCCGCCUCCUCGCGCGCGGGACUCUUCCCCAGGCCGCGAGCCAGGCCGAGGCGCUGCUUCUGCUUCCCAGCGUGCUUUUUGCAUCGUUUGACAUUGGGGUUGAGUUAAACCCCGGGACCCCCUCGAAGAAGGACCUGUUUGGUUUUUGUUGUUAUUUUUUUGUUUGUUUCCAACAUGGCAGCCUCCAGCCGCGCACAAGUGUUAGAUCUGUACCGGGCGAUGCUGAGAGAGAGCAAGCAUUUCAGCGCCUACAAUUACAGAAUGUAUGCUGUCAGGAGGAUAAGAGAUGCCUUCCGAGAAAAUAAGAAUGUAAAGGAUCCUGUAGAAAUUCAAGCCCUGGUGAAUAAAGCCAAAAGAGACCUUGAAAUAAUCCGUAGACAGGUGCAUAUUGGCCAACUGUAUUCGACUGACAAGCUGAUCAUUGAGAAUCAAGAGAAGCCCAGGACAUAGGAGCCCAGCACUGGGAAACAGCCUCCAGCAGCAGAAUUGACCACCUUCAGCAUCCAUUCUAUAUGGUGUGGAUCCUCCCAUUAUGGGCUUAACAUAGCCUCUUGCUCUGCCUGCCUUGUAGGAGCUGAUAAACUGGGUCACAUUUGCAUUCUGUCACAGCCAUAAUGUGAAGAAAUGGCUGUGCAUUCUCAAUCCAGGUGUCAGAAUGAAGAGCUGGAGGUCACUCAGAAUAAUGCCAUGUGUUAUUGUGUCUCCUCUCCAUCUCACCCAUCUUACAGAUCACCUAUGUAUAGAGCUUUUGCAGACUCUGUGUCUUAGUCCUUAAAAUAAACAGAAUUAUCUCCCUACCCUUUUGUACCAAAUAA
Molecule: messenger RNA, 973 nt
Organism: Peromyscus maniculatus bairdii (prairie deer mouse)
Lineage: Eukaryota; Metazoa; Chordata; Mammalia; Rodentia; Cricetidae
Gene: Lyrm4
Product: LYR motif containing 4
Biological process (GO): iron-sulfur cluster assembly
Cellular component (GO): L-cysteine desulfurase complex; mitochondrion
Source: RefSeq, a predicted model, not a curated record